AUGGCUAUCAAGCAUUAUUCUCCGCGAAAGGUUGCCUCGGCCGUCCGUGUAAGGUGGUCAGCGUUCAGAGCCGCCACACGGAGUACAGAAGAGUUUAAGAAGUACAUGCAAACUCGUGACAGCGAUGAAGCCGGUGCCUGGUCGUGGAAAAAUGAGGACCUUCUGCCAACGCCCCGCAGCAAGCGAACCUGGCGUGCCCGGCAUUACAUCUUCUUCUACAGCAGCCUCGCCAUGGACAAUUGGACCCUGGGAUCAGCCAUGGUCGGUGUUGGGCUCAACUGGUGGCAGGCCAUCGUAGCCGUCUUCAUUGGCGAAGUGCUCCGCUCGGUAGCUGCUGCUCUCAACUCGCGCUGCGCUGAGGUCUACCACAUUGGCUUCCCCGUCGUGGCCCGCUCUGUCUUCGGCAUGUAUGGUGCAUAUUACGCAGUCGCCGCCCGUGCCGUUCUGGCUGCCAUCUACUAUUCACUCAAGAUGUACGUCGGCUCCGCCUUCAUCGUCAACAUGCUCCACGCCGCCUUCGGCUCCUCGUUCACCGGCAUCCCCAACCACCUCCCCGAGUCCCUCGGCCUGACCACGCAGCAGAUGCUCGCCUUCUUCCUCUUCUGGCUCCUGCACAUCCCCUUUGCCUUCCUCCGCCCCAACCAGCUGACCUGGCUCUUCACCCUCAAGAUGCCCGCCAUGCUCCUCGCCACCCUCGGCCUCUUCACCUUCUGCAUCGUCGCCACCCGCGCCACCCUGACCACCAGCGUCCCCCACCCCACCACCACCACCCCCUGGCUCUACCUCUACGCCAUCAACUCGGUCCUCGGCGCCCACUCCACCCUCACCACCAACCAACCCGACUAUUCGCGCUGGGCCGCCACGCCCACCGCCUCCACCUGGCCCCUCCUCGCCGCGUGGCCCCUCUCCGCCACCCUCGCCACCGCCCUCGGCAUCCUCGCCACCGCCGCCAUCAACCGCGCCUGGGGCCUCACGCUCUGGAACCCGUGGGACCUGCUGACGGCGGUGCUGCAGCGGCACUGGACGGCGGGCGCGCGCGUCGGCGUGCUCGCCUGCGCCGCGCUGUGGGCGCUGUGCGCGCUCGGCACGAACGUCGCCGCCAACAUGGUGCCGCUGGGCGCCGACGCGGCCAUGGUGCUGGCGCCGCGCUACGUCGACGCGCGCCGCGGCCAGGCGCUGGGCCUGCUGCUCGCGUGGGCCGUGUGCCCGUGGUACGUCUACGCGUCCGCCGCCGUCUUCACGCGCUUCCUCAGCGGCUACGGCCUCUUCAUGGGCGGCCUGACCGGCGUCAUGGUGGUCGAGUACCACGGGUGGGUCCGGGGGAACGUGUUCGUCGCGGACCUGUUUGAUGGCGGCCGCUCCAAUCCUCACUACUAUUAUGCCCGCGGCUGGAACUGGCAGGCCUAUGCGGCCUAUCUCUGUGGCAUGGCGUUGGGGUUUCCGGGGUUUUGUGGGAGCCUGGGGGCCGAGGUGUCGGCCGAGGCGAGGAAGUUGGGGUAUUUGGGGUGGUUGUUGGCGUUUACCGUGUCGAUGGUUGUGUACUCCGGGUUGUGUUGGGUGUGGCCGACGCAGGUCCAGCUGGAUGUCAAGAGACGGGGGCUGCGUCGAGAAGAGAUGGCUUUGUGUGAUGCGGACAAUGACAGAGAUGCAGACCAGGCAUUGGAGGAACAGUUGUCUGUCCCAAUCGCCAUUCCAGUUGCGUCAUCUUAG
Diplodia corticola is the source of this 1710-nucleotide messenger RNA. RefSeq names its product allantoin transport. Gene Ontology annotation, cellular component: plasma membrane. The transcript is spliced from 3 exons. The coding region runs from base 1 to 1710 and encodes 569 amino acids. Gene Ontology annotation, molecular function: nucleobase transmembrane transporter activity. Gene Ontology annotation, biological process: transmembrane transport; nucleobase transport. The record is from RefSeq and is a predicted model, not a curated record. NCBI's taxonomy places the organism in Eukaryota, Fungi, Ascomycota, Dothideomycetes, Botryosphaeriales, Botryosphaeriaceae.